This is a messenger RNA of Dreissena polymorpha, 3629 nucleotides long. RefSeq names its product scaffold attachment factor B2-like. Gene Ontology annotation, cellular component: nucleus. The record is from RefSeq and is a predicted model, not a curated record. Gene Ontology annotation, molecular function: sequence-specific DNA binding; RNA binding. NCBI's taxonomy places the organism in Eukaryota, Metazoa, Mollusca, Bivalvia, Myida, Dreissenidae. The transcript is spliced from 21 exons. Gene Ontology annotation, biological process: regulation of mRNA processing; regulation of transcription by RNA polymerase II. Bases 39 to 3392 code for a protein of 1117 amino acids.
CGAUCAUUUCCGCGAGCACGCCAGCACAAUCGACACAAAUGGCGACGACAGAGCGAAAGAAACUAGCAGAUUUACGCGUUGUUGACCUGAGAGCUCAGUUAGAAAAGCGGGAUCUAGAUAAAAAUGGAGUUAAAGCUGUACUUUUAGAAAGACUGCAGAAGGCUUUAGAGGAAGAAGGCCAGGAUACUGAAACAAUAGAAAUUGAAGUUGGAGAUUCACCGGUCCCAAAGAAAACACCAACGUCUGCUAGAAAGACUCCAUUAAGAAGUAAAAAUGAUGGUGAGUCAGAAAAAGAAGAUACCUCUGAGGACAAGAAUGGUGAUGACAUGGAAGACUUUGAAAAUGAAGAGGCAGAUAAUGGAGAAGACCAGGCACCUGAAGAGAUGCAAGAGGACAAUGGUCCAGAUAGUCUUGAGGAAGAAGAGCUGAUGGAGGUCACAGACUGUGAUUUUAAUGAAGACAAAGCCCACGAAGAAUGUAGUCCGCCUGCAACAGAGACUCCUGUUGAGUCUUCUAAUACAGAGCCAACAAUAGAGUCAACAUCAGACUUGCCGCUAGAUACCAACACCCCUGACACUGAUGCUGGUCUGAAAACUGAACCAGAAAAGGAGGCUGUCCCUGCAAUUCUCAAUUCUUCAUCAGAGAAGGAAAUGAUACACGUUGACGAAGUUAAAGCAGAAAAUUAUGUAGCAGUUGAGAAGACUUCAGAAGAUAAAUCACUUUUAGUAAGUGAAAAGACUGAAAUAGAGCCAGUGAAAAAUAAGGACACUAGUGCUGCUGUGGAAGAACGGGCAACAGAACCAAAGGGAACAGAGGAAAAGACAGAGGGAGCUAAGGCUGAUGGGGACAAUGAAUCAUUGGAGGUACUGGUGGAUGACACCCAGAAUGACUUAGAUGCAGACCUGCAGAAGAGUGAGAGUUCAGAUACCAAGACUUCUGAAGAGAUCUCAGAACCAAAGGCAUCCACAGAGGGAGAUGCUGGCAGCAAACCAGGAGAUUCCUCCUCAAAAACUGGCGACGGUGAGAGUAAGCCUGAUGAAAAGAAACUGGACGAUAAGAGCGCUUCUAAAGAUACAAAGAAAGAUGAUAGAAGUAGUAGUCGCAAUCUCUGGGUAAGCUCCCUGUCAUCUUCAACCAGGGCCACAGAUCUCAAGGCUUUGUUCAGCAAAUAUGGCAAGGUUGUUGGUGCAAAGGUAGUGACAAAUGCCAGAAAGCCUGGUUCCCGAUGCUAUGGCUUUGUGACCAUGUCUUCUGCUGAGGAGGCAGCCAAAUGCAUCCAGCAGCUGCAUCGCACUGAACUCCAUGGAAAGAUGAUCUCAGUUGAAAAGGCAAAGAGUGACCCUGGUUCUGCUGCACCAAAGGGCCAGCCUGUGAAAAAGCCUGAGCCAAGGAAACCGGAAACCAAGCCUACCACACCCAUUAAAAAGGAAGAUGACAAAGAAGUUAAGGAAGGAGAUGUCAAAGAUGAUAAAGACAAGAAAGAAGUGGAAAAGAAAGAGGAAAAGAAAGAGGAGAAAAAAGAAGUCCACCCCCGUUCCCAGCAUGAUAGAGACCGCCAUGGGCGUGACAGAGGUAGAGGAGGCCGAAGCUAUGGAAAUCGUAGCUAUGACUACCGAAGGGGCCCUCACUCUCGCAGGACACCACCUCAUCGGAGGAGACCAAGCAGUCGAGACAGGAGACCUGACAAAGAUGAUGUACCAACUGCAGAUGGCAAGGACAAGGCCCGCACAGUGGUGAUGGACAAGUCCAAGGGUGAGCCCGUGAUCAGUGUGCCAGGAGAUGAGAAGACAAAAGAAGACAAGCCAACUGUGGAGGGUGACGCAGCCGCAACCAGUUCUGAGAUUAAGGAGGGGGAAGUACAGCCCAAAGUGGAGGCAGAUGCCCCGAAAACAGAGGGUGAAACUGUGGAGAAAAAAGAAGGCAACGAAUCUACUAAGACCAAGUCGCGAUCCAAAUCCCGCACACAUGGUGGUCACAGCUCAGACAGAUCAAAGCAGGAUGACCGGGAGCGAGAGAGGCUGCGUAACUUGGAGCAGAGAAUGCGUGAGGAAGAGAGACGUCACAGGCGAGAUAUGAUCAACGAGCGUCGCAGGCAACGGGAGAUGGCACAGAAACAAAGAAUGGAGGCCAUGAAACUGUCGCGUGAAAGAGAAAGACUUAAGCGUGAACGUGAGCUCUUGGAGAAAGAGCGUCUAGAGGCAGCACGUCUUGAGAGGCUCAGACUGGAACAGAUAGAAAGGGAGAGGUUGGAGAGAGAGCGCGAGGAGAAACGCAGGCUGGAACAACUCCGGAUACAAGAAGAACAGCAGAGAAGAGCUGCUAAAAGAACAUAUGAAUCUCGUGAUAGGGACAUUUAUUGGGAUGCUAAGAGGCCAGCUUUGAAUGACAGGAAUUACACUGACAGGUUGGAUCGUAGUAGAGAUGCAGGGGCAGGUGGGGGGAGAUUCGUUGAGAGGGUACCUGCUGCAGACACCAUGGUGGAUAGUCGCCGUGUGGUGGACAGGGGCUUUGACCGCAAUGACCGUGUGGAUCGUGGUGGCCGUGCUGCUGACCUGCCUGUGCGGGGGGCUAGGGAUGAUGACCACAGGGAUGUUGGCCGUCGUGAUGACCGGGCACCCUUGCCUGCACGAGAUGACCGAGGGGCUAGAGACCAGCGCUCGGACAGAAAUGCUCCUGUGCGUGACCGUGGGGCAGAGCGGAUGGAUAGAGGUGGAGCUACAGGCCGCAAUGAUCGCAGCAUGGACCGUGGGCAGGACCGUGGAGGGCCGGUGAGGGAUGACCGGAGGGACAGUGGCUCCAACUUCCGGGACGGAGCCCGCGAUGUCAGGGACAGACCCAUGGACACAUCUCAUGGGAGACAGCACGGCGGCAGAGACACCAGAGCUGACUUCAGGGACAAUAACAUGGGCAGAGACCAUAGAGAUGGUCGUGGCACGCAGGGUGGGGGUGUAUCGCAGGGGGCAAGGACUGACUCUUGGCAGGGGCAGGGUAGAAGCAGCAGCCAGGGGGUUCAAGACAGGGGACGGGACUCUAUUGGAAAGGGUUUCUCAAGGAACCAGACUGGAACAGUACUAAAAAGCAGUGGCCCUGUUGGAGGGUCCAACUCUGCAGGUGGUUGGGGGUCAGGCACACAGCGGUCAGACCCUGCGCCCCUGGCAAGGCAGCCAGACAGGUGGGCAGGCAGCUCCAUCGUGCAGCAGGAUCCUCGUCCCAUCGCUUACCAGGCCGUCAACGCACCCCCAAUCAUAGGCACCGUCCCUACUGGGAUGUACGUAACCACCUCCAUGGCCCCAGGGGCUGCCCUCAUGAUGGCCCCGACUCUACAGACUCGCACACAGGACCAGAGAUUUGAUGCCUACAAAGCCAUGGGAGCUGGUCUUAGGCGCUACUGAAUAUGGGACUAGUUGUACAUCUUAGAAACUCAAAUAGAUGGUGUUUAGUGAGAUUCACCUACUAUCAUGUGAUGGUGUAUUAAAUCAGUCUUCAAUCAUGUGAAGUUGGUGUAUUAAAUCAUGUCAACAUUUAUUUUGAAACUGUUUAUAUAUUACUUUCAAGAUAAUCAUGCGCUUUUUAUUCUCAUAUGUGAAUAUGAUGCUCUUUGUUGUAUGAAUAAAAUAAAGUCAACGUUU